AAAAAAAAAAUACUGCAGAAGUAGCAGCGUUUUUAUUACCGAGCAGGCCAAAAUAACAGCGGAGACGGAAGAGGCAUAGAGUGAAAGCGUGAAAGAGAAAAGCCGAAAGAUGUCGUUGGUGGACUACCCAUCUUCAGACGACGAAGUACCGGAGGAGGAGGAGGUUAGGGAAAACAAGGAAAACGAGCCACAACAACAAGUUCCCAGAGACAUUCCGGGUCUUCCGACUCGUCCUCACACCCAAUCAGUUGUUUUAUCACACCAGCAGCCGGAAAGUUCUGCCCGUUCAUCAGCUCCUUCAAUCCAGCAACUUCCUGAUGCUUCGCUGCUCUUGAAUUCUCCUGUUUUCUCAUCCAAUAUGGUGAGUGGCAGCGACCACUCUUCUCGUGUUGCAGCUGCAAUGGCUGAGAGUUCAUCACGUAAGAGAGAGUUGAAUGCAUUUGCUUCCUCUGUUCCCCGCACUAAAGUUCCCAGAGGUAGCUUGCCUCAUUCCAAGAAUGUUCCAGAUACAGUUGGUGGUCUGCUGGUUCCGCCUCAGCUUAGUGGAAGAAAACUACGAGGCCUGAGCUUCUCUUGCCAAGAAGAUGUUCUUCUCACACAGGGAUGGCUUGCAACCAACAUGGAUGUCGUGCACAUAAAAGGUCAAUCAAAGACUACUUAUUGGGGGCGAGUGACGGAUUAUUUUCACAGCUACAAAACAUUUGCAAGUGAUCGAGAGGAGAGGUCACUACUACAACGGUGGUCAGCUAUUCAACAAGCAACCAAGAAGUUUUGUGAGUAUGUUACUCAAGUGGAAGAGAAGCACAAAUACGGCGUGAAUGGGCAAGAUAAGUUUUUAUGCGAAACAGUUAUACGAAAAAUUGGAAAAGAAAAAAUUUCCUUUUGAUCAUUGUUGGAAGCUGUUGAAGGAUGCGCCAAAGUGGUUGGAUGAUAUGCGGAAGCCCAGGAAAAAACCAACAAAUAGAGGAAAAGGUACAAGUCUCGCUCCUGAAUUCUCUUCUCCUUCUACUUCAGAGAGUUUGAUAGGUCUUGUAGAGGACGACGUCCCAAAUACUGAAUCUGGGAACACAGAGAGGAAGAAUGUCCCAAAUACUGAAUUUCGGAAAAAGGAGAGACUGCAAAUAAGGAAGGAUGCCCCAGAUGGUAAUUCUGGGAACAGGGAGAGACUACUUAUUGGGAAUGAUGCCCUGAAUAGUGAUGUUUGGAACAGGGAGACACCACCGAAAAGGAUGGACAUCCCAAACACUGGUAUUGGGGAUAUGGACGUCCUAGUUACUGAUUUUGGGAAUACGGAGAGACCACCCAUGAGGAAGGAUAUCCCGAAUACUGAUUUUGGGAGCAUGGAGAGACCACCAAUAAGGACAGACGUCCAAAACACUGAUUUGGAGAACAUGGAUGCCUCAAUUACUGAUGUUGAGAACAUGGAGAGACCGCCAUUAAGGAAGGGCAUCCCAAAUACUGAUUCUGGAAACAUGGAGAGACCAACGACAAUGAUGGACGUCCUAGAUGCUGAUUUUGGGAGCAUGGAGAGACCACCAGUAAGGCUGGUUGAGAAACAAAAGAUCGAAGAAAACCAAAAGAAUGACGAUGCAAAUAAGCAAGCCGUGGAUCUCCUACACAUGAUGGAGGAAUGGAGAGACCAAGUUAAUGAAGAGAAAAGGCAAUAUCGGUUAGAGAAAUUAGAGAUGCUUAGGAGAGGCUUGAGAUGGAUAAGGAGAGGCUUGAGAUGGAUAAAGAGAGGCUUCGACUCGACCGUGAGGACAAAGAGGAGAGAAUAAUGUUGAUGGAUACAAGUAUAAUGCCUCAUCAGCUUCAACAAUACUAUCAUCGACGUCGAAUGGAAAUUCUUGCUAGAGGAAUGGGUGGUGUCUGAAGAUUACUUGUUGCUUUGUAAUUAUUUGCUAUCUCAGCGCACCUUCUUUUUUCCUUUGAUAGUCAAAACUAGCGUUAUAUUUA
This is a messenger RNA of Malus domestica (apple), 1956 nucleotides long. RefSeq lists its product as uncharacterized. Lineage: Eukaryota; Viridiplantae; Streptophyta; Magnoliopsida; Rosales; Rosaceae. The record is from RefSeq and is a predicted model, not a curated record.